This is a messenger RNA of Coturnix japonica (Japanese quail), 3866 nucleotides long. The record is from RefSeq and is a predicted model, not a curated record. Lineage: Eukaryota; Metazoa; Chordata; Aves; Galliformes; Phasianidae.
AAUCCAUAUGAGACAAGUACAGCUUAAAAAAGAUACCUUCAGGAAACCUUUAAGCAUCCUAAGUGCAGUCUGAGCAACUAAAUUGAUUAUCAGUACUUAAACAAUACAGAAAAACAAUGGGAUUUCUUAUUCUUUAUUAUUUGAUAUGUUAUCAGCCAAGAGGAAAAUAACGCUAUUAGGAAGGAUUAGAGGACCGCUGAGAUGACUAAAGAGUAGUUUCUGACCAAAGGAACCUGAAUGGUGGCUAAAACAGGAUCGUUCUUCUAAAACCAGAGCGGAUGGUUAAACGACUCCCUUCCAACUCCGCCUCCUCAGUCCGGGAGAGGAGGAGAGGAAGGGAACUGUUGCAAUCGUGUUGCCAUGAGCACGCGGCUGCAGGCUGCUCGUGCGACUGGGAUCCUGCCGCAUCCGCAGCGCACGAAUUGACUUGAGUUUGGAGGAUGAAGUCCAACCCAAAGCAUAUGGUUCCCCCAGUGAGCAGGGACAGAAUAAUCUCCCGGUUUCCUAAGUGGUACACUCCUGAGGCCUGUCUUCAGUUCAAAGACCACUUCCACGCACAGCUCAGGACUGCCUGUCAGCAGAGCACUGGAACAGCUGGGCAAGUUUCUAAUAAACCAAGUGUGCAACGAGACAAGAUGAAAAUAUCCAAAGUGGUUGUGGUAGGAGACGUCUAUGUUGGUAAAACCAGCCUCAUCCACAGGUUCUGUAAAGAUCAUUUUGAACGAGAUUACAAGGCCACCAUUGGGGUGGAUUUUGAAAUUGAACGUUUUGAAAUAGUUGGAAUACCAUAUCAUCUCCAGAUAUGGGACACGGCAGGUCAGGAAAAGUUCAAGUGCAUUGCAUCUGCUUAUUACCGAGGAGCUGAGGUUAUAAUAACAGUGUUUAAUCUAGCUGAUAUCCAGACAUUGGAUCACACCAAGCAGUGGCUCGAAGAUGCCUUGAGGGAAAAUGAACCAAAUUCUAUCUUCAUCUUUCUUGUUGGAACAAAAAAAGAUUUGGUGUCAGAUGCUGUUUGUAAGAAGACAGAGCUAGAUGCUAUCCGCUUUGCCAAUGACAUGCAAGCAGAAUACUGGUCAGUUUCAGCCAAAACAGGGGAAAAUGUCAAAGAGUUAUUCUUCCGAGUUGCUGCCUUGGCCUUUGAACAGUCUAUGAUAAGGGAGCUAGAGAAAACCACGGGGCACAUGGCUCAAAUUGGGACAGAAAACCUCAUCAGACUGGAACAGAACCUGAUGGAAAUCCCAGAAGGCAACAAUCAAGAAAGCUUGAGUUGCUGUUGACUUUCAACUCUUUCUGCAAGUGCCACGCUUUUCUGUAGUACAGCCUAGAACACCUGCAACAACAAAAGCUCUAAAACCAGAAGUAAAAACUUGUAUUUUUAGAAAUGAGAGAGAAAAACCUUAUUCAGACUUCCUUUCUAAGACUUCUUUUAUUGUUGAAGGCUUACUUGUGCUGAAAUCUAUAGUUAUAUAGACUUCUCUCUGUGUAGUAAAAAUGACAUACUUGUCUCAGUGCAAGAAGACAUUGCCAGCACUAUGUGCUCACCUGUGUGCCACCACAACUUGUAGUCAAAAGUUAUGUGAUUUAAUCAUGUUGGGUUAUUAUUAAAUAAUUCUCUAGAAAUCUUGGAUACUGAAGUUGCAUUCUUAUGGGAGCAGAAAGAAAGAAAGGAAUAGUUAUGAAAGUACACAAAUGCAGGCUGUGUAGUUUUCAUUGUGAUUUUUCCAUUCAGAAAAAAAAAAAACAACAAAAAACUGUGCUUUUGUCCUUUUCCACUAAAGAAUCAAAGCCCAACAUCCAAAUAUUCCCAAGCCUGGGAGAGGUCCUGAUAGAAACUUCACUGUUUUAUCCUGGUUGCCAAAUAUUAAAUAAAUGCUAGCAGAUAAUAAUGGUAUAAUUUUUCAGCCUCUUCAGUAUGAAAGAAUAGUCUCAUAAUAGUGCAUGACAUAUUUCAUGCAAGUAUAAAAUGAUGCAUGAUAUAUUUUCAGUCUUCCAUAAGGGAUGCAGAAUUCUUCUUUGCAUUGAUCUUCAUAAAUAUUGUCUACACUGCAGUUCCAUUUAGUUGCUAAGAAUAAUUGCUGGCAUUUUAUUGUAAUUUCUUAUUUCUUGUUUGUUUAUAGUAUUGUAACGUUAUUUUGGAGCCAUAUGCAGACUCAGUCAUAGUCAUACCUACCUGUGGUAGGAACUCUCAGCUAGUAAGGUUAGAUUCAGUACUCUUGCUAAACUUUUAUUCAAUUUUAUUUCAAAUACCCUUUGACUUAACCUUGUGCAGUUAUUUAGAAAUUACAAUCAUUGCCUAAUAUGGGGGAAAUUGGCUCUAGGCACCUCUGAAUGCCACACAAGUAAAGCAGCUUUACAAAGAUCUGCUUAUCAGGUAGGAAUGACUGAUGCCAAAAGAUACUGCUGUUAUAAAAACCAUUCCUGCUAAUAAAUGACAUUGCCAGAAAUUUGAAUGACAAAUAACAUUGUCUGAAAUUACAGUAUAAAUAUUUACUGAGUAUAUGUGAUUGUGUUAGUAUGAUUGAUUUUGGUGAUUAGGUUUCAAUCUAAAGGGGGUAUAUGGGAAAGAAAGGGACAGACUCUUUAACAGGUCUGUGUGAUAGGACAAGAGGAAAUGGUUUCAAAUUAAAAGAGGGAAGAUUUAGAUUGGAUAUAAAGAAGAAGUUUUUUUCAGUGAGGGCAGUGAUACACUGCACAGGGUGCCAAGUGAGGUGGUGAUGCCAUGUCCCUGCAGACAUUCAAGGCUCUGAGCAACAAGAUCUGGCUUGUAGAUUUCCCCAUUCAUUGCAGGGACAUCAGAAGGGACCUUUAAAUGUCAUCUGGUCCAAUUCAAAUGGUUCUAUGAUACUAAGCUUAAAAUAUUCUAGAUUCUCAACCAUUAAUUUCCUCAAAAAUUGUUUUCUAUGAAAAAGUGAGAGGGAAAGAUAGCUUACAGUCUUUUAAUUACUUUUAUUUUUCUGUGGCUUAUGAUGUAAACUAAAGCAAUGACCAAUAAUGUAACAGAGAUCUAGGAUUUAUUCUUUUUUUUUAAGUCUUUUUUUUCCCCUCCCAAUUGAUUCUGUUGGCAAGGACAACAGUGUAGCAUUUGGUGGAGAAGAUGAAUAUGUGUGGGUAUGUAAGGAGUUCUUUAUCUGAUCAUGGAAUAUUCUGACCUGCAUCUCUUUCACAAGAUGAUGAAUAUACACUCUACUUGUACCAUGUGUGAUACUGAGUGGGCACCAUAGCCACGAUCUUUGCGCUUACUGAGUUCGAAUGAGAGUAGUAAAAGAUGUUUCACUCUAUUGCUGUGUAUUAUGUUUGCAUAUAAAACGUGUUGCAUUUCUGUAAUGCUUUUCAGAAGCGAUUUUAUGAGCCCAUUAGAGCCACAUAACCAUUGCUUCAUAAUGUGCUGUGCGUGCAUGACUACUGCUAACCUCAUAUUACUGGUAGAAGUUCUUAGAAACAGUAUUAAAAUCCUUUGUUUGCAUAUGGAAAUAUGCACAUAUGCAUGUGUGUUAAGUGUGUCAGAGAAGAAAACUUGGUCACUGUACCAGUUAUGGUCAUUGGAAGGACCGUGAUUUACCUGUAGGUUGGACAAGUUCAGUGUGGCUACAGCAGCAGUCCCUCAGCUGAGUAUUAUCUAUAUCUGUGGUGCAUUCUUUUAGUUUCACAUGGCUGUUACUGAGCAGACAAACUGGUCUGUUUCUUUCCUAGGAGAACUGAUAAUGGUCCUGGAGGUCAAAAGGCAGGUUUUGCAGGAUGUCUUCCUGUCUAUGCUAGGUAGGUGCAGGCACAUGAUUGGUAUCUGCAACUGCAAAAUGAAUCAGAAGCAAAUAACAUAUAUAUUAUAUAUGUAUAUAUAUAAUUCUUGAAAUAAAAUAAAUCACAGA